Talaromyces rugulosus is the source of this 2439-nucleotide messenger RNA. RefSeq lists its product as uncharacterized. The record is from RefSeq and is a predicted model, not a curated record. Gene Ontology annotation, molecular function: protein binding. Gene Ontology annotation, cellular component: elongator holoenzyme complex. Bases 1 to 2439 code for a protein of 812 amino acids. The transcript has 2 exons. Lineage: Eukaryota; Fungi; Ascomycota; Eurotiomycetes; Eurotiales; Trichocomaceae. Gene Ontology annotation, biological process: tRNA wobble uridine modification.
AUGGUUAAUGUUGCGGCAGAAUACAUCAGUGUCGGCGGCAACCGUCACCCCGGGGCCGCCGACUGGGACGUCGCGUCGGGCGUGCUUGCGUAUGGAGCGGACAACAAUGUCGCAUUGUGGGCGCCAGAGGACAAAUCAAACCAUGGCGUCUUUGCCCUGCUAGUCGGCCAUCGAGACAAGGUCAGCGCUGUGCGCUUCCUGUCAUCCCCCGAGACCAAAACCAGUCUGCUGCUCACAGGGUCCGUGGACCACACGAUUCGAGUAUGGAAACCACAUGCGACGAGAGGAUACACGUUUGCCUGCGAGCUCGCUGGACACACUGGCUCUGUAAAUGCAAUUGCUGUCGGGAAGGCAUCGAAUACCGUGGCCUCGGGAGGAGCUGACGGGACAGUCAAGAUCUGGAGACUGAAUAUUGAAAAUGAUUCGAUCUCGGGUCAGUUGCUGCAAACAAUACCCAUGAAACCCCGGUUCUUUCCAUUGGCUCUGGCGCUGUUAUCGCUGGAUACUCAGGACCCAAAGAGACCUAUGGUGCUGGCUGUGGGCGGGACAACGAAUCACGUUCACAUAUUUGCAACACAGGAUACAACAGAAAACGGAGAGUUUUUAUGGUUCGCGAAAUUAUCUGGUCAUGAAGCUUGGGUGAGAUCGCUUGCCUUCAAAGAGAACACGAGUCAGUCGCAGAACGAUUUUUUUCUGGCUUCAGCCAGUCAGGAUAAAUACGUUCGGCUGUGGAGGAUCCGCCGUGGUGAAGCAGAACCGAUGGUCUCGACAGAUCCAGAUGAUAUCAUGCUUGCAGGAGAUGCACCAACACUAUCCAACAAAGCGUAUACUUUCAACGCCUCUGGUUCGAUUUAUUCCGUGACGUUUGAAGCCCUGCUCUUAGGACACGAAGACUGGAUAUAUACUGCGAACUGGAACCCGAAUGCCGACAAGACACAGCUCCUUUCUGCAUCUGCAGAUAAUUCAUUAACAAUUUGGGAGCCAGAUGCAACCACUGGCGUCUGGGUAACGAUUGAUCGAAUGGGAGAAAUUAGCGCCCAAAAGGGCUCUACUACCGCAACCGGUUCCACUGGAGGCUUCUGGAUUGGCCUGUGGUCUCCAGAUGGGAAACAGAUUGUAAGUCUCGGUCGGACAGGCAGCUGGAGGGCAUGGGAGCAUGACCAAGAAGCGGACUUUUGGCAACAAAAGCUGGGCAUCACAGGUCAUGUUCGGUCUGUCAACGAUGUUCGAUGGGAUGCAAGAGGAUCGUAUCUCUUGUCUACGAGCUCUGACCAAACAUCCCGGCUUCAUGCCCAGUGGCUGCGAGAUGGAUCUUCAUCGUGGCAUGAAUUUUCAAGACCUCAGAUUCAUGGUUAUGAUCUGAACUGUUUAGACUCACUGGGCCCUGCGAGGUUCGUUUCUGGGGCUGACGAGAAGCUCUUGCGGGUCUUCAACGAGCCUAAGCAAAUUGCCCAAUUACUAGAAAACCUUUGCGGGAUAUCACCACCUACAGACGAUGAACUCCCCGAGACCGCAAACAUCCCAGUUCUCGGACUUUCAAACAAAGCUGCUGGCGAAGAUAUCACAGUCACAGACGACCAGAUGAUGGCCAAUCAAGGAAACAAAGAAUCAGAGGCAGCACCCCCGGUUUUGUUGCCAAUGCAUCAGCCUCCCCUCGAAGAUUAUCUUGCUCGACACACGCUAUGGCCCGAGUAUGAGAAGCUCUACGGCCACGGAUAUGAGAUAUCAGCAGUGGCAGUUAGCCACGACCGCUCGCUGAUUGCUACCGCAUGCAAAGCGAGCUCAAUCGAUCAUGCUGUCAUACGACUCUACGACACAAAGGACUGGCAUGAGAUCAAGCCUUCCUUGGCUGCUCAUUCUCUGACUAUCACGGCUCUGUCCUUCUCGGAGACAGAUGAGUACUUGCUGAGCGUGGGGCGCGAUCGCCAGUUUGCAGUAUUCAAGCGGGACGACGCCGAGCCAUCCAAAUUCUCCCUGUUAUCGUCGAAUCCCAAAGCCCACUCCAGAAUGAUACUCGACGCAGCCUGGUCGCCUGCUUUGACCGAGUCUCCAGUCUUUGCAACAGCAGGACGAGACAAGUCUGUAAAGCUGUGGCAAAUGAAAUCGGACAACACAUUUGAAUGUGUAUCCACAAUACCACUGCAAACUUCUGUCACUAGUAUAUCUUUCUGUUCACCAGAACAACAGCAAGAUGUCUUUUACCUGGCUGCCGGAGAGGAAACUGGCCAGAUUUCGGUUCACCGCGUUUCAGCAUCGACUCUCGAAUCGCAGGAGCUGGUGACUAUCGACAAGGCCAUUGCUCCGUCAAAAUCAAUCACACAACUCGCAUGGCGGCCGCUAGAUAUAAAUAAAAAGGCGGAGGCUGGUGAAACGUCUCGGCUUCUUGCUACUGCAAGUGAGGAUGCAUCGGUCCGGAUAUAUAGAGUCACAGAGCUAUGA